GAACUUUCCAGAACUGCUUUGUCCCGAGUUAUCGUUUCUUAUAUAAAAGGGUGUUCAUACUGACGCUUGUAAUACCUUGUGGUUUGUAGCAUCUAUUUCUUUUUGUUUGUACCGGUGAUUAGAAAUAGACUGAAAAUAUGGAUUUCAUGCCGAUUUCCUAUCGUCCAAUGUCUGCACAACAGCAGUCUGGUUCUUUUCGGGACCUGCUUAGGCAUAUGAUGCAUGAAGAGUUGACCGGAGUACCCCAAACUCAACAGCACCCUGCUUUGCACCACAGGCGUCGUGAGAUACCCGAAAAAUGGAGCAAAACUAUCCGCUUGGACCACUACCACCCCGACGAAGUGAAAGUGGUCGUAAAGGAUGGUACUGUUAGGAUCCAUGCAAAACACCUUGGUGGGGAUGAGCUUAAUAGCGAUGUCCGCGAAUCUACCCGUACCAUAAGAAUCCCCGAGGGAGUAGACCAAAGUAAGGUCCAUUGUUACAUGAGCAACGAGAAUCAUUACACGGUGGGGGGACCCUUUUUGCCUGAUGAGGAUGAGGAAAUGGAGGUCAAAUUGGAGGAUGUACCCGCCAUUACUGAUGGGAGUGAUGAGGACAUGCAGGUUGCAGAAGAGGGACCGUACCAAGAGAAUCUAGAUCUAUCCGUGUUUGAUCCCAGAAGUAUAAACAUUACCCGUAAAAAGAAUGUCGUGUGUAUUUCUGCAGAAGAGGCUACUGAUGAGGACGGGAUUAAAGUGCACAGGUCAUUCCGUAAGGCGUUCACUCUUCCCGAGGGUGUGGAUUACAAACAGGUCAAGGCUGCUCGUGGAAAAGACGGGAAAAUCGCUAUCAUGGCACCUAAAAUGGACAGUUAAAUUGGAUAGUUAGAUUCAGAAA
Molecule: messenger RNA, 876 nt
Organism: Saccostrea echinata
Lineage: Eukaryota; Metazoa; Mollusca; Bivalvia; Ostreida; Ostreidae
Exons: 1
Coding region: 138-854 (238 amino acids)
Source: RefSeq, a predicted model, not a curated record